This is a messenger RNA of Dovyalis caffra, 2355 nucleotides long. The record is from the annotation of a GenBank genome assembly. Lineage: Eukaryota; Viridiplantae; Streptophyta; Magnoliopsida; Malpighiales; Salicaceae.
AUGGAACCAGAAUCUAGAAUUCACCGAUCUCCUAAUCCUUCCCAGCUUUCAUGGCUAACUCUCUCCAGGAAUCUACUAUUGGCAUAUCAAAGCUUUGGAGUAGUGUAUGGAGACCUAAGUACUUCACCUCUGUACGUUUAUACAAACACAUUUGCUGGGAAGUUGCAGAAACAUCUGACCGAGGAAGUAAUUUUUGGUGCAUUUUCCUUGAUUUUCUGGACCCUUACAUUGAUACCUUUGAUCAAGUAUGUCUGUACCCUAUUGAGCGCAGAUGAUAAUGGUGAAGGCGGCACAUUUGCUCUUUACUCGUUGCUUUGCAGGCAUGCAAAGUUUAGCUUACUUCCCAAUCAACAAGCAGCUGAUGAGGAGCUCUCAUCUUACAAAUAUGGCCCCCCAACACAGCCUAUGGCCUCCUCUCCAUUGAAGAGAUUUUUGGAAAAGCACAAAAGGCUGCGGACUGCCCUACUUGUUGUCGUCUUGUUUGGUGCUUGCAUGGUCAUAGGUGAUGGCGUGCUUACUCCAGCAAUAUCUGUUUUAUCAGCGGUAUCUGGGCUACAAGUUGCUGACAAUAAUUUGACUAAGGGUGAAAUUGUUUUGCUUGCCUGCGUCAUUUUGGUCGGCCUCUUUGCUCUGCAGCAUUGUGGCACUCGCAAGGUUGCCUUUAUAUUUGCGCCAAUUGUAAUCAUCUGGUUGGUGUCAAUUCUCUCCAUUGGACUGUACAACAUUGUUCAUUGGAACCCAAAGAUUGUUCGUGCUUUGUCACCUCAUUACAUUAUAAAAUUCUUUAGCCAGACUGGUAAAGAUGGUUGGAUUUCACUUGGAGGGGUCCUUCUUUCCAUAACUGGCACUGAAGCAAUGUUUGCUGAUCUUGGUCAUUUCACUGCCUUAUCUAUUAGGCUUGCUUUUGCAUUGGUCAUUUACCCUUGUUUGGUUGUACAAUACAUGGGUCAGGCUGCUUUUUUAUCUAAAAAUCCCAACUCCAUUUCAAACAGUUUCUAUGACUCGAUACCUGACCCUGUAUUUUGGCCUGUAUGUGUUAUUGCCACCCUUGCUGCUAUUGUUGCGAGUCAGGCUGUUAUUACUGCCACUUUCUCUAUUGUUAAACAAUGCCAUGCCCUUGGAUGUUUUCCGCGAGUUAAAGUUGUUCACACCUCGAAACACAUAUAUGGGCAGAUCUACAUCCCAGAAAUAAACUGGAUCCUCAUGGUCCUUACCCUUGCUAUAACUAUUGGAUUUCAAGACACAACUUUCAUUGGAAAUGCUUAUGGACUUGCAUGCAUGACAGUUAUGUUUGUCACAACAUUUCUCAUGGCACUGGUCAUAAUCUUCGUUUGGCAGAAGAGUGUCAUUCUGGCUGCAUGUUUCCUUCUAUUCUUUGGGUUUAUUGAGGGUGUCUACUUGUCAGCGGCCCUCAUUAAAGUUCCCCAGGGAGGAUGGGCCCCUCUUGUGCUCUCAGCCAUUUUUAUGCUUAUUAUGUACAUUUGGCAUUAUGGGACUCGCAAGAAGUACAACUUUGAUCUGCACAACAAAGUUUCAUUAAAAUGGUUACUAGGCUUGGGCCCCAGCCUUGGCAUUGUCCGCGUACCGGGGAUAGGUCUCAUAUACUCUGAAUUGGCUACUGGUGUUCCUGCAAUCUUCUCCCACUUUGUAACAAAUCUCCCUGCAUUUCACAAGGUUUUAGUUUUUGUUUGUGUAAAAUCAGUCCCUGUUCCGUAUGUUUCCCCUGAAGAACGCUUCCUCAUUGGCCGAGCAUGCCCAAGACCAUAUCGCAUGUAUAGGUGCAUAGUGAGGUAUGGCUACAAGGACAUCCAGCGGGAUGAUGGAGACUUUGAGAACAAGCUUAUACAGAGCAUAGCAGAGUUCAUUCAAAUGGAAGCAGUUGGGCCACAAUUCUAUUCAUCUGAGAUUCCAUCCCUUGAUGGCAGGAUGGCUGUUAUGAGCACCAGACCUGUCCAAUCUAGCUUGAGUUUAAUAGCAUCCGAGCAGGACUUUCUUAGCGUUGAUGACUCUAUCCGAAGUAGCAGAUCUUUAACCCUCCAGAGCCUGCGAUCUGCUUAUGAUGAGGAUAAUCCUCAGAUCAGUAGGCGCCAUGUGAGGUUUCAGCUGCCACCAAAUCCUGGGAUGGAUCCUGCAGUCAAGGAAGAGCUGAUGGAUUUGAUCCAGGCAAAGGAAGCAGGGGUAGCCUAUAUAAUGGGGCAUUCAUAUGUGAAGAGUAGGAGAACUUCCUCAUUCCUUAAAAAACUAGCUAUUGAUAUUGGGUAUUCAUUUCUUCGUAAGAAUUGCAGGGGCCCUGCUGUGGCACUAAACAUUCCCCACAUCAGCCUUAUUGAAGUUGGCAUGAUAUAUUAUGUGUAA